AUGCCAGUGGCCAUCGAAGACAAGAAGCCAGGAAUCUACCAGUACAGCAUGCGGCAAGCCAGAAACCAGGAGUCCACCAGUACAGCGUGGAGCAAGCCAGAAACCAGGAGUCCACCAGUACAGCGUGGAGCAAGCCAGGAGCCAGGAGUCCAUCAGUACAGUGUGAAGCAAGCCAGAAACCAGGAGCCAGGAGUCCACCAGUACAGCAUGGAGCAAGCCAGAAACCAGGAGUCCACCAGUACAGCAUGCAGCAAGCCAGAAACCAGGAGUCCACCAGUACAGCAUGCAGCAAGCCAGGAGCCAAGAGCCAGGAGUCCACCAGUACAGCGUGGAGCAAGCCAGAAACCAGGAGUCCACCAGUACAGAGUGGGGCAAGCCAGAAACCAGGAGUCCAUCAGUACAGCAUGGAGCAAGCCAGAAACCAGGAGCCAGGAGUUCACCAGUACAGCGUGGAGCAAGCCAGGAGCCAGGAGUCCACCAGUACAGCGUGGAGCAAGCCAGGAGCCAGGAGUCCACCAGUACAGCGUGGAGCAAGCCAGGAGCCAGGAGUCCACCAGUACAGCGUGGAGCAAGCCAGAAACCAGGAGUCCACCAGUACAGCGUGGAGCAAGCCAGAAACCAGGAGUCCAUCAGUACAGUGUGGAGCAAGCCAGGAGCCAGGAGUCCACCAGUACAGCAUGGAGCAAGCCAGAAACCAGGAGUCCAUCAGUACAGCAUGGAGCAAGCCAGAAACCAGGAGUCCACCAGUACAGCAUGCAGCAAGCCAGAAACCAGGAGCCAGGAGUUCACCAGUACAGCGUGGAGCAAGCCAGAAACCAGGAGCCAGGAGUCCACCAGUACAGCAUGCAGCAAGCCAGAAACCAGGAGUCCACCAGUACAGCAUGCAGCAAGCCAGAAACCAGGAGCCAGGAGUUCACCAGUACAGCGUGGAGCAAGCCAGAAACCAGGAGUCCACCAGUACAGCGUGGAGCAAGCCAGAAACCAGGAGUCCACCAGUACAGCGUGGAGCAAGCCAGGAGCCAGGAGUCCACCAGUACAGCGUGGAGCAAGCCAGAAACCAGGAGUCCACCAGUACAGCGUGGAGCAAGCCAGAAACCAGGAGUCCACCAGUACAGCGUGGAGCAAGCCAGGAGCCAGGAGUCCACCAGUACAGCGUGGAGCAAGCCAGAAACCAGGAGUCCACCAGUACAGCGUGGAGCAAGCCAGGAGCCAAGAGCCAGGAGUCCACCAGUACAGCGUGGAGCAAGCCAGAAACCAGGAGUCCACCAGUACAGCGUGGAGCAAGCCAGAAACCAGGAGUCCAUCAUCCAUCAGUACAGAGUGGAGCAAGCCAGGAGCCAGGAUCCAGGAGUCCACCAGUACAGUGUGGAGCAAGCCAGAAACCAGGAGUCCACCAGUACAGAGUGGAGCAAGCCAGGAGUCCACCAGUACAGAGUGGAGCAAGCCAGGAGUCCACCAGUACAGUGUGGAGCAAGCCAGAAACCAGGAGUCCACCAGUACAGAGUGGGGCAAGCCAGAAACCAGGAGCCAGGAGUCCACCAGUACAGCGUGGAGCAAGCCAGAAACCAGGAGCCAGGAGUCCACCAGUACAGUGUGGAGCAAGCCAGAAACCAGGAGUCCACCAGUACAGCAUGGGGCAAGCCAGGAGCCAGGAGUCCACCAGUACAGCAUGGGGCAAGCCAGGAGCCAGGAGUCCACCAGUACAGCAUAGCAGCUAUCAAUCUCUGCUCUCACUCUCUCCAAAUGAACCGAACUGCAGAGCCAGUCUAG
This is a messenger RNA of Acipenser ruthenus (sterlet), 1770 nucleotides long. RefSeq lists its product as uncharacterized. Bases 1 to 1770 code for a protein of 589 amino acids. The record is from RefSeq and is a predicted model, not a curated record. The transcript has 3 exons. Lineage: Eukaryota; Metazoa; Chordata; Actinopteri; Acipenseriformes; Acipenseridae.